CAGGAUCUACUCGCUGGAAAAUGCGAUGGAGGGCCUGCUUGCGCUGGGAAGGCGGGAGACAUGGGGAAAGGUGAUCGUCCGCGUUCGUGAUAAGAACCAAGAACAUGUUACAAGCAAGCUUUGAGGCCACUUGGCGGUGACUGGGGUCCCAUACAAAUUUCAUAAGCAUGUAACUCCUGUAAACUACUGGCACCCAAUAACAGCCUUCGCACCAUGCAGUACGAAGACACAGAGCCAAUCGUACGCAUACGCGAAUUGAAAAAGGAUCGAGUGAACUUUGUUCUCGAGAAUGUUGAUCUCGCCUUAGCAAACUCCAUACGGAGAGUUGUCAUGGCGGACAUUCCGACCGUUGCAAUCGACAUGGUGGAGAUUCACUCCAAUACAACAGUCCUCCCGGACGAAUUUAUUGCCCACCGACUUGGCAUGGUCCCUCUUGUUAGCGCCAACUGUGACGAAGGGAUACGUUACACUCGAGAUUGUACGUGCUUGUCGGGAUGCAAGUACUGUGCAAUCGAAUUACGAUUAGACGUCGCCUGCAAUGACAACCGUACCAUGGAGGUCACAAGCAAUCAUCUUGAAGUCGUGGAAUUUACAACAGACUCUGGGUCUGCUGAUAACGUGCAAGAAGGAGACGAAAUUGCGAAGAGAGGCGAGGAUUUUGGCAACCCAGUAGGGAAGAAUGACCCCUCUGUCCCUCCGGUCCUCAUAUGCAAAAUGCGGAAGGGUCAAGAGUUGCGAUUGCGUUGUGUCGCUAAAAAGGGAAUAGCAAAAGAACACGCAAAAUGGUCGCCCUGUGCUGCAGUCGCAUUUGAGUAUGAUCCUUACAACAAGCUAAGACACACUACACAUUGGUACGAAGCCGACGAACGUACAGAGUGGCCGCUAAGCGAAAACGCAAAAGAAGAAGAGCCUCCGAGGGACGACGAGCUGUUUGACUUCAUCGCAAAGCCACGCAAAUUUUACAUAGACGUUGAAACCGAUGGGAGCCUUGGUCCUCAAGAAGUCAUGUUAAAGGGCCUAGCGGAACUCCAGACAAAACUCGCAAACCUCAUUCUUGCUCUUAAGCCGUCGGCUGAAAUGGACAUCGUGCCUGGUGCUGUGGACACUGGAAUUAAUGGGCAGACAACUGCAUGGGCGCCGGUGGGUGGAACAUGGGACAGUGGAGCGCGUGCUGGAAGUGGUAGUCCUUCAAGGGCCGGGUGGGGGGUUCCCUCCACCUGGGAGGGUACCAGCCCGGCUCAGACAGGAAGCGCCACAAACUGGGGGACGACUAGUCCUGGGCAGGCGACAAACGCAGGCGGUUGGGGGACGAGCCCUGCUCAUAACGCAUGGGCUGGUAGCACUAGCCCGAACGUUGGAAUCGGUGGCAGUUCCACAGGAUGGGGCUCUUCGUCUCAACAAGGAUGGGGCAGUCCAAGUCAACAGGCCAAUGGAUGGAACCUAUGAGAUCUAGUCUUGGUACUCUGUCGCGUGACAGGUCGUUGCUUUGCUUGGCCGUGGUAACAACGACACUUCCUGUGGGCAUGGUGGCCGGCGGGGGCAGUCAUGUCAACUAAAGUAGAAUUAAUGUGACUGAUAUGUCUUCAUCCCGGUAUAGGAUCACUUGUACACG
This is a messenger RNA of Pisolithus orientalis, 1612 nucleotides long. Its product is annotated as DNA-directed RNA polymerase II, subunit 3. Gene Ontology annotation, molecular function: DNA binding; DNA-directed RNA polymerase activity; protein dimerization activity. Gene Ontology annotation, cellular component: RNA polymerase II, core complex. The coding region runs from base 214 to 1446 and encodes 410 amino acids. Lineage: Eukaryota; Fungi; Basidiomycota; Agaricomycetes; Boletales; Pisolithaceae. The transcript has 7 exons. Gene Ontology annotation, biological process: DNA-templated transcription. The record is from RefSeq and is a predicted model, not a curated record.